Pollicipes pollicipes is the source of this 363-nucleotide messenger RNA. Its product is annotated as diuretic hormone class 2-like. Gene Ontology annotation, biological process: body fluid secretion. NCBI's taxonomy places the organism in Eukaryota, Metazoa, Arthropoda, Thecostraca, Pollicipedomorpha, Pollicipedidae. Gene Ontology annotation, molecular function: G protein-coupled receptor binding; diuretic hormone activity. The record is from RefSeq and is a predicted model, not a curated record. The transcript has 5 exons. Bases 1 to 363 code for a protein of 120 amino acids.
AUGGGGGAUGAAGAGAACUGGGGUCACAGAACAAGGCUCAUGACUCGUCACGCAUCCGCUAUCAGCGCCUGCACCUGGCUAGCUGCCAUCGUCUGCUUCGUCUUUUGCUGGUCCUUCAGCAACGCGAGCACGCACAUGGAGAACGCUGAGAGAAAAUCAUGGGCGGACGACGUGGAGAACAUGCAGAACGACCUCUACGUCAGCAAGCUGGUUAAUCGGCUGCGCGCGCUCAACGACGCCGAGGAGAUCGGCCUGGCCCACAAGCGCGGGCUGGACUUCGGCCUGGGCCGCGGCUUCUCGGCCGCGCAGGCAGCCAAGCACAAGAUGGGGCUCCUGGUCUGUCGCUUCUCCGCCAUCGGCUGA